AUGGAAGGAAAAAUACAAAAAGGACCUAGACAAGCUAACAGCCAGGGAGGCAAGCGGUCACAGAGAGAGCUGUUCAAGAACCCUCGGUUUAUCGUUGAAGGAGCACAGCGUCAUGAUCUGGACCAGGGCUAUCUGGGAAAUUGCUGGUUCGUGGCGGGGGCAGCAACUCUAGCUACAAGCGACAAAGCUUUGUUCGAGAGAGUUGUUCCGCCUGAUCAGGAUUUCGACGCUAGUUACGCAGGCGCAUUCCGAUUCAACUUCUGGUGGUAUGGCACGUGGACGGAAGUCAUUGUCGACGACUACCUGCCGACAGAUGGUCGGGAACUCAUUUACUGUCACAAUCGAGAGCGUCCGGAUGAGCUGUGGCCGCCACUGCUGGAGAAGGCGUAUGCCAAGCUUCGUGGCUGUUACGAGGCCCUGGAUGGGGGUCAGAUGAAGGACGCCAUGGUGGACCUGACGGGUGGUAUCUCGGAGGUUAUCAGCCUGGAGGACAAGGACAAAGUGAACUAUGAGCUCUACGACCUGCUUGUGUGCUCUUUCUCUAUGAAGUCCAUGCUGGGGGCUUCCAUCUCUCGUCCAGUAGGCUCCACGGAGUCGGAGGUGGGGAUGUCGAAUGGCCUGUACAUGGGCCAUGCCUACAGCAUCACGGGUUUCCAACAGCUGAAGACAAGCAAGAGCGUUGUGCGGCUGAUGCGGUUAAGAAACCCUUGGGGCCGAGGAGAGUGGAAUGGCGCCUGGUCAGACAACUCCAGAGAAAUGCAGUCGUUGCCAUCAGACAUCAGAGCAGAGAUGGAUGCCCGAAGUGUGGACGAGGGCGAAUUCUGGAUGAGUUUCGAAGAUUUUGUGAAGAAUUUCCAAGAAAUUCAACUUUGCCAUCUUCAGAUAGAUGCCAUGGUUGAAGAACUCCGAGACAAUCAGAACAAGCAGAACUGGAAUGUCAUGGUGUACCACGACGAGUGGAUCCGCGGAGUCACAGCGGGUGGUCGUUGCAAUCCUCCUAACGAGCGUCUGUACUGGAGCAACCCCCAGUUCUACCUGAACCUGUCGAAGACUGACACGGUUCUAAGCAGCAGAGGGGAAUGUACUAUUAUCAUCUCUCUCAUGAAGAAGGAAACCGACAAAAAUGCAUUGAUAGCGAUAGGGUUUGAUGUUUACAGACUGCGGAAACCAGACCUUCGGCCACUGAACGAAAGACGUGCCCCCGAGAACACCCUUGAUAUGGCGAAGACGUCGGGGAAUUACGAGUGCUACCGGGAAGUGACGAAACGGAUGGUUCUGCCUCCCGGACAUUACGUCAUCAUUCCAUCAACGUACCUACCUAACGAAGAGGCCAAGUUCAUGCUGAGGAUUUUCACAGAAAAGUUCGCCAAUAGCAGUGUUAUGGAAGAGAAGCCAGACAUGUCGGACAAAGAUAUCCCGCCCAUCUUGUCGCCCAAGGAUUUUGUCUACGACCUGUUUAACAAGAUCGCCGGCAGCGACAGCAUGCUGGAUGCCGCGGAACUGCAGACCUUUCUCAGUGCUGUCUCUGAAGAAGACAUCAAGAAACAAGUAAACUUUAGCGUGGAGCAGUGUCGGAGUCUUCUUCCAAUGAAGGAUGAAAGUCGCACUGGAAGACUGGGCUUCAAUGAAGCCAAGAAACUCUGGAAGGAAAUAAAAGCUUACAGGGAGGUGUUCCUGCAUUUUGACAGAGAUAAAUCAAACUCCGUGGACACUUACGAACUUACCAACGUGUUCACCAAACUAGGCUUCCCUGUCGCUCGACCUGUUCUGACCGCUAUUGUGCGUCGCUAUGGUGACCGGGACAAUCGCAUCUCGCUGGAGGACUUCAUCGUUAUAAUUUUCCGACUAAUUGAACUUUUCAAAGUGUACCAGGCACAAGAACAAAGAACGGGCCGCUCAGGUGUAGCAGAAUUCUCAAGGAAUGAGUUCUUGCAAAACACAAUGUACUUGUGAGGAUUUCGGUGGUGCGAUGAAUGUUCCUACAGCUUCGCAGACGACAGGUGGCUGCUGAGGAAACAUAUUGGAGAAAAUGUCGAAGGAACUACUGAGAAAAUUUAAGGUUACGGAAUACUUGCACAUUCUUUGCACAUGUCAAGGAAUGGAUCACAAGAAAUUGUCUAAAGAUUGACUGAACAAUGUUAAGAAUUUUAACUCUCAUUAUAACUAGUAUUAAUUGUUGAUAAAAGUAGCAAAACAUUUCAGCUGAAAUAAACUUUUUCCGGGAAAUGCUUGGUGAAGAUCAGACAAGAAGCUUUAAUAUAGCACUUGAUAAAGUGUGACCCUUGACCUUUAUUUGUCAGCCCGAUACUUUAUUUGUCAGCACUACCGAUACUGUCACGAGGACUCGUGUGUGGACAGAAUAGGCACGAGAAGAUUCAAACCUUCUCGUCUACUGUUGGAAGAGGAUAGUACCGCCUUAGAUUGUUCCAGGUUCUCAUCCAAACUAACCUCAUUUCAGCAUCCUACCUUCCAGCUCCUCGUUCAUCACCAUCAGCGCCUUAGAUCGUUGCUGUCAUCUUGUCGUUAUUGGUAGUGGGGGGGACUGUCGUCGUCCUCAUACAUCUAACAUUUCUUUCAACAUCAAAGAUUCCCCAAUCGCGUUCAUCAUCAAUAUAGUUUUUGUUUUUCCAUCUUUUAAUCCUCAUAACACCCAUCAUCCAAUUUUUUUUUGAUCUUGUAAAAGACAAGCCAUGAUCUGCUAAAAGUUGUAGGUCCACUCACAGGCUUCUAUCGCAUACCUUCGGCAACUUUCGAAGGGUACUUUGGUAGCGACUGAUUUAGUUGCAGUAGAUAUUCUAGGUCAGGGAUGCCCAACCUACGGCCCGCGGGCCCUAUCCGGCCCGCGACGCUGUGCCAUCCGGCCCGCGAAACUUCUGCCCACAGUGCAGAAAAUCGGCAUGUUAGUAAUAAAAAA
Pomacea canaliculata is the source of this 2914-nucleotide messenger RNA. Its product is annotated as calpain-9-like. Gene Ontology annotation, cellular component: cytoplasm. The transcript has 21 exons. Lineage: Eukaryota; Metazoa; Mollusca; Gastropoda; Architaenioglossa; Ampullariidae. Bases 1 to 1953 code for a protein of 650 amino acids. Gene Ontology annotation, molecular function: calcium-dependent cysteine-type endopeptidase activity; calcium ion binding. The record is from RefSeq and is a predicted model, not a curated record. Gene Ontology annotation, biological process: proteolysis.